This is a messenger RNA of Topomyia yanbarensis, 1218 nucleotides long. RefSeq lists its product as uncharacterized. NCBI's taxonomy places the organism in Eukaryota, Metazoa, Arthropoda, Insecta, Diptera, Culicidae. The record is from RefSeq and is a predicted model, not a curated record. Bases 1 to 1218 code for a protein of 405 amino acids. The transcript has 2 exons.
AUGCUCCAAACGAAGAAGUACAAGCGUGUAAAAGAGGUCAAGGAAGAAACUAGUGCUAGUGAAAGUGAAGAAUCGGCGAACGAUGCAUCCUCCGAAGAAACUGAAGACGAAUAUGAAAUCGGCAAAAUUGUGGACAACACUCAAAAUGGCGGAAAUGUACAAGCAGACCUCAGUUUAAAAUUUGUUAAUACGUGGAAAAUGGUAAAGUGUGAGCUAGACACGGGUGCCAAUACCAGUCUGAUCGGUCGCGAGUGUUUAAUGGAGCUCAAUGAACAAACAAAUCCGAUUCUGCUUCCUUCUAAAUUUCGCCUACAGAGCUUUGGAGGUCAUCCGAUAAAAGUACUCGGACAAGUGAAGAUUCCUUGUCGUCGUUUGGGUCGAAGAUAUACGCUGGUAUUACAAGUGGUUGAAGGUGACCAUCGUCCUCUGCUUUCAGCUAAAGCGUCCAAAGUUCUGGGAUUUGUCAAGUUCUGCAAAGCGGUUACCUUCGAACCUGCAAAGUCAGUCAAGUCAUCGCGCGCACUGUUGAAUAUCUAUCGAGUAAAAGCGCAAACAAUAGUGGAGGCCCACGAUGAGAUCUUUGUUGGUUACGGAAAACUACCAGGAACAGUCUCUUUGGAAGUGGACCAUAGCGUUCCCCCAUGUAUCCAGCCACCACGCAGAGUGCCUAUAGCUAUGCGUGAGAAGUUGAAGAAAGAGUUGGAAAUACUUGAAAAGGAAGGCCUGAUCAUCAAAGAGUCUAAACAUACGGACUGGGUCAGUAACGUCGUCAUUGUUCAACGCGGUAGUCCGGAAGCAACCAGCAUAAGAAUCUGCUUGGAUCCGAUACCGCUCAACAAGGCACUUAAACGACCACAUCUGCAAUUCGUGACGCUCGACGAAAUUCUUCCGGAAUUAGAUAAAGCUAAAGUGUUCUCAACUGUAGAUGCCAAGAAAGGAUUCUGGCAUGUGGUACUAGACGAGCCUAGUAGCAAAUUAACAACAUUCUGGACACCAUUUGGUCGCUACCGGUGGACUCGUUUGCCAUUUGGAAUCGCUCCUGCUCCAGAAAUCUUCCAAAUGCGACUCCAGGAAGUCAUACAAGGGCUUAAAGGAGUAGAGUGCAUCGCAGACGAUUUGCUAGUCUACGGAACAGGCGACAGUUUAGAGGAGGCUCUUAUCGAUCACAAUAAUUGCCUGGAAAUGCUUUUGACCCGUUUAGAAGAACACAACGCAUAA